AUGGGUAAAGUGAAAUACUCUGAAAUUCGUUUUGAAGAAACAAAAUACAAAAUUUUGGACCUUUUAAAACUCGUUAGAAUUAAAAGUGAAAAUGUCAGAUUUAUUCCAAUUGAUGGACUUAGAGGAGACAAUUUGACAGUUUCUUCAGAAAACAUGACAUGGACUAUCAACAAGACCGGAACAGUCACCGACCAACUUAACACACUCAAACCCCCAGAAAGAAGUCGACUUGACACAGGGCCUUUCAGAAUAACAGUAGAAGAUGUCUACAAAAUUAGUGGAGUUGGAACUGUGUUAGUUGGAAUUGUCGAGAGUGGAAUUGUACGUGCAAACCAACUUUUUACAGUGUCUCCAAGUAGACUUUCAACCAAAACAAAAAGCGUUGAAAUGAUGGGUAAUCCUAUUUCUGAAGGAAAAGCAAAAGAGUUUGUUGGUGUGAAUGUUGCAAAUACAACGUGCAGAGACUACAAUAUAGGAGAGGUUCUUUCUGAUCUCAACUGUUUUGCUGUCAGAUGUGAACAGUUUGUCGCACAAAUCAAAAUUGUAGAUGACAGGAUAGUAAAGACGGGGUUGGCUCCAACUAUGAACAUCCAUUUGGCACAGGUGCCUUGUGUAGUACUUGAUAUAGUAAAAAUAUCGAAAAAUGCACAAGAAAAAAAAGAUAAUGGAAAAAUAGCAGCUUAUGGUGGUGUUGAAAAAACAAUUAUGAAAUACUGCGCAAAACAUAGUGUUUUCGCUGGAAAGAAACACGUUAUUAUUGGUAAUUUUUUUGUAAAAAAAUGUGUUACAGUUAAUGGAAAAAAGGGGAAUGCUAAUCUAAAUAUUAAUUAA
Messenger RNA from Entamoeba invadens IP1, 831 nucleotides. Its product is annotated as elongation factor 1-alpha, putative. The record is from RefSeq and is a predicted model, not a curated record. Gene Ontology annotation, molecular function: GTP binding. NCBI's taxonomy places the organism in Eukaryota, Evosea, Mastigamoebida, Endamoebidae. The transcript has 2 exons. Bases 1 to 831 code for a protein of 276 amino acids.